CAUCGGAAAAGAGAGAAAAAAACCGUCAGCCGCCGGUGCCGCCACAGCCAGGCCUCCUCCUUGCCCCUUGGCUCCUCCCUGCUCCGGCCACCGGUGACCGCAGCCUUCACCCUUCACUCCCCCGCCACAGCCAGGACUCCUCCCUGCCCCUUCCCCCGCUCCGGCCACAGCCACAGCAAUAUCAGGGAAAUUUUGAGGCAUGGAGGACGAAGAAAACAUCGAGGAAGAACUUUUGCUGGUGGAGUCAGAACUCCAUGGCCUACAAGACAAAAUCAAAAUGCUACUUGAUCGCCAAGAAGAAUUGUAUGAGCGCCAAUCACAGUUGCAGGCUUUGCUAGAAAUAUCUAAAACUUCCAGAGAUGCAGCAAGUAGUGCCCCUUCAGUUGCUCCGGAAGACUGGUCCGGAAAGUUUUCAUGGGAUUCUCAGGCUGACGACAUUCGAUUUAAUGUAUUUGGUAUAUCCUCCUACAGAUCAAACCAACGAGAAAUAAUCAACUCAAUCAUGAGUGGAAAAGAUGUUCUGGUUAUAAUGGCUGCUGGUGGAGGGAAGAGCCUAUGCUAUCAACUUCCAGCUGUACUUCGUGAUGGAAUUGCACUUGUCGUCAGUCCUUUGCUUUCGCUUAUUCAGGACCAGGUCAUGGGACUGACAGCUUUAGGUAUACCAGCGUACAUGUUAACUUCCACUACCAACAAGGAAGUUGAGAAGUUAAUCUAUAAGGCACUUGAGAAAGGUGAAGGGGAAUUGAAGAUAUUAUACGUGACACCUGAAAAGAUAUCCAAAAGUAAAAGGUUCAUGUCUAAGCUUGAGAAAUGCCAUCAUGCUGGGCGUCUUUCUCUUGUUGCAAUAGACGAGGCACACUGCUGCAGUCAGUGGGGGCACGAUUUCCGUCCAGACUACAAGAAUCUGGGCAUUUUGAAGAUCCAGUUUCCCAGCGUUCCCAUGAUAGCUUUAACUGCAACUGCAACGAGUAAAGUGCAAAUGGAUUUGAUAGAGAUGCUUCAUAUCCCUAGAUGCGUCAAGUUUGUCAGCACUGUUAACAGGCCCAACCUUUACUAUAAGGUAUAUGAGAAAUCAUCAGUUGGGAAGGUUGUUAUUGAUGAGAUCGCAAAUUUCAUAACCGAAUCAUAUCCAAAUAAAGAAUCUGGAAUUGUGUAUUGUUUUUCUAGGAAGGAAUGCGAACAGGUUGCGAAAGAACUGCGUGAAAGGGGUAUUGCAGCAGAUUAUUAUCAUGCAGAUAUGGAUUCUGUUGCUCGUGAGAAAGUUCAUAUGCGUUGGAGUAAAAGCAAAUCACAGGUCAUUGUUGGAACAGUGGCAUUUGGAAUGGGAAUCAACAAACCAGACGUCAGGUUUGUGGUUCAUCAUAGCCUUAGCAAGUCUAUGGAGACAUACUACCAGGAAAGUGGUCGGGCAGGGAGAGAUGGACUACCUUCAGAAUGUGUUUUGUACUACCGGCCUGGUGACGUUCCUCGCCAGAGUUCGAUGGUCUUCUAUGAGAACUGUGGCCUGCAAAAUCUGUAUGACAUAGUACGAUAUUGUCAGUCUAAGAAAAGCUGUCGUCGUGGCGCUUUCUUUCAACAUUUUGGAGAGGCUGUGCAGGAAUGCAACGGAAUGUGUGACAACUGUGCUUCUAGUAUUGAGCUCAAGGACAUCGAUGCUACCUAUCAUACCAAAAUCAUCGUUUCACUUCUCCAAGACAUGCAACAUAAUGACCAGAGAGCUACAUUGCUGCAGCUGGUGGAUAAGUUCAAGACAAAGUGGAAACAUUCAGGUUGUUCAAAUGAAGCAGUUGAUCUUAAGAAGGAAGAAAUUGAGCAGUUGAUAGUUCAACUUAUAAUUGACCGUGUUUUGAAAGAAGAAUUUCAGCAUACAGCAUAUACAACCAAUGCAUAUGUUGCCCUAGGACCACUGUGGAAGCUAGCAUUGCAAGGAAACAGACCGGUGAAGCUAACUGGUGCCAUUCACUCUCAAGAUACUGGUGGUGCAUCCAAAAGUACAAAGCGUAGUCAGAUGAGCAAUUUGGAAGCUAAGCUUGAUGACCUGCGUAGAACUAUCUCUUCUGAUAAUGGAGGCAUAUUCCCCCAUGCAGUUCUGUCCACGCAGCAAAUUUCCCUGCUAAGCAGCCAUAAACCAACCACUAUAGCCGAGCUUGAAAAUCUUAUAGGGAAGGUAAAGGCGGACAAGUACGGCAGUGAUAUCAUUGAGGUGAUGCAGUCAGAAAUCGACGGUGGAAAGGACAGUGGUGAGAAUGGAGCUAAAAGGCAAAAGAAGGAUAAAGAUGUUGUUUUAGUUGAGAGUAGCGAGGAGGAAGCCUAACAUCAGCAUGGAUAAGUCGAGUGUGCAUGGUUGUGAAAUGUUUACACAAAUCACCCUACACGAGCAGAGUGGAAACAAAUAGUAUUAGCAAACAAGGAUGAGUGACCGGCAACGUGACAGUAGAUUUAGCGAGUUGCUUCUACUGUUCAACCGUAAUAUUGAUUCUCUAGGGGACAUACAUUGUUGAUUUGUAGUGCUGACCUGAAUGUUUCAUGUGAAAGCUGGCUUCCAUAUUUUGGUCUGAAUUUUUUUCCAAAACAUUUCUGGCCGUUUAAUUGAUUUGCUUUGGAUUACCGGGCUGAA
Messenger RNA from Brachypodium distachyon (stiff brome), 2617 nucleotides. RefSeq names its product mediator of RNA polymerase II transcription subunit 34. Gene Ontology annotation, cellular component: mediator complex; cytoplasm; chromosome. The coding region runs from base 200 to 2314 and encodes 704 amino acids. The transcript has 22 exons. Gene Ontology annotation, biological process: double-strand break repair via homologous recombination. The record is from RefSeq and is a predicted model, not a curated record. NCBI's taxonomy places the organism in Eukaryota, Viridiplantae, Streptophyta, Magnoliopsida, Poales, Poaceae. Gene Ontology annotation, molecular function: ATP binding; four-way junction helicase activity; 3'-5' DNA helicase activity.